This is a messenger RNA of Vicia villosa (hairy vetch), 13069 nucleotides long. RefSeq lists its product as uncharacterized. Bases 7419 to 10079 code for a protein of 886 amino acids. The record is from RefSeq and is a predicted model, not a curated record. The transcript has 2 exons. Lineage: Eukaryota; Viridiplantae; Streptophyta; Magnoliopsida; Fabales; Fabaceae.
AGGGUAAUAAAUAAGUUGAAAAAUAAUUAUACAUUAAUCGGGAUAAGCAAUACACGGUUAUAAAUUAAUUUUUAUUUAUUUUGUAAUUUAAAUUUAAUAAUUUAUAUUAUAUUAAAAUAUUGUAAAUUAUAAUUGAGAAAUAAAAAUGACUUUUAAAAGAUGAAAUAUAAAAAUAUGGAUAUUGUGACACAAAUAAUGGUAAAUUUAAUAUGUGAAAUUAUUCAAUGAAACUUUCAAUAUUUUUAUAAAUUUAUGUCUAUGUUGUAACUUUGGUUAAAUGCUGAAUAUAAAUUUAUAAAUGCUAGUUACUAUAUUAUCUUAAUUUAUUUUUUAAACUUUUAAUAUUUUUAUAAAUUUAUGUUUAUGUUGUAACUCUAGUCAAAUGCUGAAUAUAGAUUUACAAAUGCUGGUUACUAUAUUAAUUUAAUUUAUUUUUAAAAUAAAUUAACUUAACUUGUUAUUAGAGUUCUUAUUUAAACAUUAUUAUCUUUAUUUUUUUUUAUUAUACUCCAUGCGGUUCCUGUUAUAAAAUCACAUUGAAAAAACUAUAAAUUACUUAAAAGAAACUCUAUAUUAUAUGUGAAAUUAUUGAUUUUUUUUCUUUCAAAUAAUCAAAAUUUUCAAAUAAAAUACUAAAAUAUUCUAAUGCACUUUUCAAUACACUCUAAUACACCUUUAUAUUAUAUUCUCAUCCGUUUCUUACUCCAUAAUAGUCUUAUUUUAUUGUCAUAUUUUAAUUUUUUUUAUUCUAAAUCUGUAACUGUAUAUAUAUUAAAAGAAGGGAUAAUCAACAUUUAUAUAGGUGAGAUUUGAGUUAUCCCCUAUAAUUUUUUUGAUUGUCCUCAGGAAAUAUGAAAAGUUCUAUGUUUUUGCCCUAUAUGACCCCUUUGUAAAAUGGUUUUUUAUUUAUUUAUUUAUCUGAUUUUUCAUUUUUUUACACGCUUAGGAGUACCUUAAAAUUACAGAGAAACAAUCCAAAAAAAAUAUUACAUAGAGUAACCUAAAUGUCACCUAUAUAAUCAAGGAUAAAUGUUCUUUAAAAGAAUAUCUCUUCUCAUUCUAAGUAUGUAACUGUUUAUAUAUUAAAACAAUAUUAUUUCUCAUAUGAAUCAUUGAAAGGUCGUUGUAGUUUUCAACUAAGUAGCCAUUAGACAACCGUGAUAAUUCAUAUGAAUUAUUGUAGCCCAAUAAAGGACCAAGGUAUUUAUUACUAAUAUAAGAAAAUAAUAUAUCAUCAAAAUUACUUAAUUAACCUAAUUAACACAGUUUAACAACCUUAAUUCAUAUCUUUAAUUAUAAUUUCAUUUAAUUAAUUAUUACUAAAUCUGAAAAAUUAUUAAUACUCCAUUUAUUUAAUAUUUUUUUAUAAAUAUUUUUAUUUUCCAAUGUUCCAACCAACUAUAUAAUUAGGGGUGACAAAGCGGACGGCCCGCUCGGUCCCAUCAUAUGUCCACCAAAAAAAGAGCGGGGUAGGCAAGCCCGCAAAUUGAAAUAGGCACAAAAACUUAACCUGCCCUGUCAAGGUGGCGGGCUUGCCCGUGUAUUUUUUUAUUUUAUUUUUUUAUUUUUUUAAUUAUUUUUAUAUUUUAAUUAGAUUUUUCACAUAGUUUUUAGAACAAUUUUUUAUAAAGCAUUUUUUAACAAAUUUUACUUAAAAAUAUUGCAUAUAUUCACAAAUAAAUGUAUAAAAUAAAACUAUCAAGAAUUAAAAUUAGUAGAAUUAACUUAAAAAAUAGCGGAAUUUGACGGAGCGACGGGCUAUGGCGGACGGCGAGUUUUAGCGAGGCGGGCUAUGGCAGACGGCGGGCCUAAAAUGUCAACCCAACCCACCAUUUUCUGGCGGGUGCGCGGGCCGGGCCAGCGGGCCACAACCCGUUUUGCCACCCCUAUAUAUAAUACCUUAGAAAUUAAUUCUUAGAUUCAUUUUUCUUUUGUAACGUGCAUAUUAUCUUCUUGAGCCAAGUGAAGAUUACUCUGCAUUGAAUCAAUUUCCUUAACCUUUCCCAUUCCCACAUUCAAUUUUCAUUCCUCCAGGCCUAACAACAACCAUUUCCUCCUUCAAUCCUAAACUCCUUCUUCAAUCUCAAAACAGAGUAAAUUUUAGAUUUUUUUUCCAAACCCUAAUUUUUUUUUUUUAUCCACUUUUAUUUACCUUUUCAUUUUCGAAUGCAAAAACAAAAAUGAGUCGAAGGGCUGAAUGUAUUAAGGAGAAUAACAACAUCAAGGAAAGUUGGAGAUUGGCAGUUCGAAUCGUUGAUGCUUGGAUCAUUGUUAACAAUAAGGGAAUCAAGCAUAUAGAGAUGGUUUUAAUGGAUGCAUCGGAAAUAUAUAAAGAGUAUGCACAAAUCAGCGCUCAGAAGCUUUGACUCAGAAGGUUCAGCAUGCAACAUCAGAACAUGGUCUGGCAAGACAUCAGAAGAUGGUCAAAGCAGAAUCAGAACAUGGGUCUAUGGAAGCAUCAGAAGAACUUGAGUUUAGAAGCAGAAGCACUGAAGUUCUCAUGGUAUCACGCUCAGAAGCACUUCAAGGUCAGAGGACAAGAAGAUGCUCUGCACCAAGCUGUUUGACUCUAAUGAUAUUCAAACGUUGUAUUCACAAACAUCAGAUCAGAAGCAAGUACAAGAUGGCAGGCUACGCUGACUGACAAAAGGAACGUUAGAAGCUAUUAAAGGCAACGUCAGUAGACACAGCGUAAACAAGGCUCGAGGUAGUUGACAAAAGAGUGAAACAUUAAAUGCAAUGUUGUACGGAAUACGCAAAGCAUUAAAUGCUCCCAACGGUCAUCUUCUCAAAGUGCCUAUAAGUAUGAAGUUCUGAUGAGAAGCAAGGUUACCGAUUUUGACGAAUUCUGUGAAUACAAACUUGCUGAAACGCUGUUCAAAUCAAAACUCACAAACUUCAUCUUCAUCAAAGCUCACUACAUUGCUGUUGUAAUAUAUUAGUGAGAUUAAGUUUAAACUUUAAGAGAAAUAUCACUGUUGUGAUUAUAGCUUUUCAGAAGCAUUGUAAUACUCUUAGAAUUUGAUUACAUUAAUUUGUAAGUAACUAGAGUGAUCAAGUGUGAUCAGGAUACUCUAGAAAGUCUUAGCUUGUGUCUAAGUAGUUGUAACUAGAGUGAUCACGUGGUGGUCAGGAUACUCUAGAAAGUCUUAGCUUGUGUCUAAGCAAUUGUUCCUAGAGUGAUCAGGUUGUGAUCAGGAUACUCUAGAAGACUUAGUCGCGGGCUAAGUGGAAAACCAUUGUAAUCUGUUGAGAUUAGUGGAUUAAAUCCUCAGGUGAGGUAAAUCACUCCAAGGGGGUGGACUGGAGUAGUUUAGUUAACAACGAACCAGGAUAAAAAUAACUGUGCAAUUUGUUUUUAUCGUUCAAGUUUUUAGACUACACUUAUUCAAACCCCCCCCCCCCUUUCUAAGUGUUUUUCUAUCAUUCAAUUGGCAUCAGAGCGCCGGUUCUAAGGUGCAAGCACUUAACCGUGUUUAGAAAAGAUUCAAGAAGAGAAAAACGCUUCAGUAAAAGAUGGCUGGUGAAAUUCCAACAAACCCACCUGCAUCUACAUCUGGCUCUGCUGAGCAAUAUAAUGGUAACAAUGGUUAUACUAGACCACCAGUAUUUGAUGGUGAAAACUUUGAAUACUGGAAAGAUAAACUGGAAAGUUACUUUCUUGGUCUAGAUGGUGAACUAUGGGAUCUUCUGAUGGAUGGUUACAAACAUCCAGUGAAAGCUAGUGGCGUAAGGCUUACAAGGCAAGAAAUGGAUGAUGAUCAGAAGAAGCUUUUCAAGAAUCAUCAUAAAUGUAGAACUGUUUUGCUGAAUGCUAUCUCUCAUGCUGAGUAUGAGAAGAUAUCUAACAGGAAAACGGCCUAUGAUAUAUAUGAGUCAUUGAAAAUGACCCAUGAGGGAAAUGCUCAAGUCAAGGAGACUAAAGCUCUUGCUCUAAUCCAGAGAUAUGAAGCCUUCAAGAUGGAGGAUGAUGAAAACAUUGAGAAGAUGUUCUCAAGAUUUCAAACGCUAACUGCUGGAUUAAGAGUUCUGGAUAAAGGCUACACCAAGGCUGAUCAUGUAAAGAAGAUUAUCAGAAGCUUACCCAGAAGAUGGGGUCCAAUGGUAACAGCAUUCAAGAUUGCAAAGAAUCUGAAUGAAGUUUCUUUGGAAGAGCUUAUCAGUGCCUUGAGAAGCCAUGAAAUAGAGCUGGAUGCAAACGAGCCUCAGAAGAAAGGUAAGUCUAUUGCAUUAAAAUCUAAUGUUAAAAAAUGCACUAACGCUUUUCAGGCUAAAGAAGAAGAUUCUGAAGAAUCAGAAUCAGAAGAAGAAGAUGAACUGUCCAUGAUCUCCAGAAGGGUAAACCAACUCUGGAAGAGCAAGCAUAGGAAGUUCAGAGGCUUCAGAAGUUCAAAGAGAUUUGAACGAGGAGAAUCUUCUGGUGACAGAAGAUCUGACAAGAAGAAGGCUGUCUGCUAUGAGUGCAAUGAGCCUGGACACUUCAAGAAUGAAUGUCCAAAACUUCAGAAGGAGAAUCCCAAGAAGAAGUUUCAUAAGAAGAAAGGUCUUAUGGCAACAUGGGAUGAUUCUGAAUCAGAAUCAGAAUCAGACUCUGAAGGAGAGCAAGCCAACUUCACGCUGAUGGCUACAGAAGAUGAUGGAUCAGAAUCUACAUCAGAAUCAGAUUCUGAAGAGGUAUUUUCUGAACUAUCUAGAGAAGAGUUAGUUUCCAGUUUAACAGAACUUCUGGAACUCAAGGCUCAUCUUAGUAUCAAAUACAAAAAGCUGAAGAAGCAGUUUGAAUUUGAAACUAAGAAGCUGGAAGUGGAAAACUCUUAACUGAAGGAAAAAGUUUUAAAUCUAUCCAAAGAUAGUGGAUCUCCUUCUGAAAUAGAAAAAUCCAUUCCGAGUCUCAAUCAUAUUCUGAAAGAAUAUGACUCGAGCUUCAGAAAGUUCUUAUCUAGAAGUAUUGGCAGAAGUCAUCUUGCUUCUAUGAUAUAUGGUGUUUCUGGAAACAGAAGGUUUGGCUUUGGCUAUGAAGGUGAUACCUCACAUAAAUUUGAACCUAUUGAUGAUCUGAAGAUCACAUACAAGCCAUUGUAUGAUCAGUUCAAAUAUGGCCAUGCACAUGAUAUUAGGCUCACUUCACAUGCACAGAGUUUUAACACUGUUCACACCAAGAAGCAUGUGACACAUCCUAAGAAAUAUCAUGCUGACAAACCUAAAGAAUAUCAUGCUGUUCCUCCUGUUAAAUAUUUUGCUAAACCCAAGUUCAAUCAGAACUUGAGGAGAACUAACAAGAAAGGACCCAAGAAAUUGUGGGUACAUAAGGAGAAGAUAAUUUCUGUUGCAGAUAUCCUUGGCUGCAAAGAGGACAAAAAGAAAAAUGUCAUGGUACCUGGACUUUGGGUGCUCGCGACACAUGACGGGAAGAAGGUCUACAUUCCAAGACCUGGUGCUUAAACCAAGUGGAGAAGUCAAGUUUGGAGGAGAUCAGAAGGGCAAAAUCAUUGGCUCUGGAACCAUAAGUCUUGGUAACUCUCCUUCCAUAACUAAUGUACUUCUUGUAGAAGGAUUAACGCAUAACUUAUUGUCCAUAAGUCAAUUAAGUGACAAUGGUUAUGAUAUAAUCUUCAAUCAAAAGUCUUGCAAGGCUGCAAGUCAGAAGGAUGGCUCAAUCCUAUUUACAGGAAAGAGAAAGAACAACAUUUAUAAGAUUGAUCUUUCUGAUCUUGAGAAGCAGAAGGUGACUUGUCUUAUGUCUGUUUCUGAAGAGCAAUGGGUCUGGCACAGAAGAUUAGGACAUGCUAGUUUGAGAAAGAUUUCUCAGAUUAACAAACUAAAUCUGGUCAGAGGACUCCCAAAUCUGAAAUACAAAUCAGAUGCUCUUUGUGAAGCAUGUCAGAAGGGCAAGUUCUCCAAACCUGCAUUCAAGUCUAAGAAUGUUGUGUCUACCUCAAGGCCGUUAGAACUCUUGCACAUUGAUCUGUUUGGCCCAGUCAAAACAACAUCUGUCAGAGGAAAGAAAUAUGGAUUAGUCAUCGUUGAUGAUUAUAGCCGCUGGACAUGGGUAAAGUUCUUAAAACACAAGGAUGAGUCUCAUUCAGUGUUCUUUGAAUUCUGCACUCAGAUCCAAUCUAAGAAGGAGUGCAAGAUCAUUAAGGUCAGAAGUGAUCAUGGUGGUGAAUUUGAGAACAGAUUCUUUAAGGAGUUCUUCAAAGAAAAUGGUAUUGCCCAUGAUUUCUCUUGUCCUAGAACUCCACAGCAAAAUGGAGUUGUAGAGCGAAAGAAUAGGACUCUACAAGAAAUGGCCAGAACCAUGAUCAAUGAAACCAAUAUGGCUAAGCAUUUCUGGGCAGAAGCAAUAAACACUGCAUGUUACAUUCAGAAUAGAAUCUCUAUCAGACCUAUUCUAAAUAAGACUCCUUAUGAUUUGUGGAAGAACAGAAAGCCCAACAUUUCUUAUUUCCAUCCUUUUGGAUGUGUAUGUUUUAUUCUGAAUACUAAAGAUCAUCUUGGUAAGUUUGAUUCUAAAGCACAAAAGUGUUUCCUUCUUGGAUAUUCUGAACGCUCUAAAGGCUACAGAGUAUACAAUACUGAAACAUUGAUUGUAGAAGAAUCAAUCAACAUCAGGUUUGAUGAUAAGCUUGGUCUUGAAAAACCAAAGCAGUUUGAGAAUUUUGCAGAUAUAGAUAUUGAUAUAUCAGAAGCUGUAGAACCAAGAAGCAAAGCUGCAGAAGCUGGUAGUCUCAGAAGCAGUGGAUCAGAAGAUCAAGUUGCUGCAUCUUUAGAGAAUCUCAGGAUUUCUGAAGAGCCAACAGUCAGAAGAUCACCCAGACUUGCAUCAGCUCAUUCAGAAGAUGUGAUUCUUGGGAAGAAAGAUGAUCCUAUCAGAACAAGAUCAUUUCUAAAGAAUGACUAUCAGAAGUAGUGAUCAGAAUUAGAAGAUGUACAGUCUUUUCAAAACAACACAGCUGUCAUCUAUGAGUAUCUAAAAAUGAACGUGUGUCCGUACGGUUAGUACAAAGCGUGCAGUUGAAAAGACGCCGACCUAGGUAACUGUGUUAAAUCAUUUCUUUUACCACGUUCUCUCACCUAACGUUAUUCAUCAUUUAAUGCAAUUGAUUUCCUUUGAUUAUGUAACUGUUCAAUCUCAAAAAAUUUAUUUUUUUUAAAUCCGUCUCUCUAAAUUCUUUUCAAAUCAUAUUGUUUAUCCUUUUCGCUCCCAUUCUCUCUUUCUUCUUGCAUUUUUUUUAACCCUAAACAAAAACCCAGAAUUUGUUCUUCUUAUUUGUUGGUUCUGCUUCAAUGGCUGCUUCUUCAUCUCAAAAUGUUGGUUCAUCUGCUCCUCUCCAUAUUCAAGAAGAAGAAAAUCAGUUCUCACUCCGGUUGUUGCGUGCUCCAUUCCUAAGGAUAAUUUGGAAGUUCUAUGUGAACUCAUGGUUGAUUUUGAUAACAUUGAAGAACACCUAUAUCAUCUUAAAGAAGAAAUCAUCUUUCAAGGAUGGACUUCACUGUUCGCUGAGUUCUGUGGACCAGUCUAUCCAGAUCUUGUCAAGGAAUUUUGGGUGCAUGCAGUUGUCGCCCCUAAAUCCAUCUUGUCUUUCAUCCAUGGAAAGUUUGUGGUAGUAACUGAGGACAUUCUAAGAAUGAUGUUUGAUCUGAGAAACGCCGAGGGGGCUUUUGAAAUUGAUCAAAGGGCUGACUGGCAAGUUGUGUUGUCUACUCUCUACACCAACGCAAAUAAAACAAAGCAUGUCAAGGACAUGAGACACCUCUACAAAAUCUGGACCAAGAUUCUUCUUGGGUGUUUCUAUCACAGGAAGAGUACGCAUGCUGCAGACUUCGUCAGCAAUGAGCAAAAAUACAUUCUGUAUUGCAUUGCCACUAAGAAGAAGGUUGAUGCUAUCUACAUUAUCUUCAACCAUAUGUGGAAGGCUGUGAGGGAUUCCAGAAAUGCCUUCAGAGAAAAAAGCUGUACCACCAUUCCUUUUGGUAGAAUCAUCAUAAAUCUUCUGGUUCAUUCCAAGAUUGUUGAGAACCUGGAAACUGAAGGUAUUAUCAAAGACCUUGCUGUCACCUCUGGGAGUUGCCUGAAUGCUCUCACUUUAAAGAAGAUGAAGGUGAUUGAUACUAUCAUCAAAACUCCCCAACCUCUUGCUGGAACAAGAAUCAGAAGAGAACCCGUUCUAGCUGAAUUUGAAACCUUCUUCAAUAGUGAGGUACCAGGAGUCAGAACUAGGUAUCUGAAGUCACUAAAAGAAGAUGAAGGUGUUAAAGAUCAAGAGAAAGGUGCUCCUGUUAAAGUAAACCGCAAGAAGGAAGGAAGGACCAAAAGAAAAUUUGAUCAUCCUUCUGUUAAUCAGGUGAAGGUAGUUCAGAAAGUUGCUGCUACCACUGAGAAAGAAGUGGUUCCAGAAGAAGUCAUUGCAAAAAUUGUCAAGGCUGUCUCUGUUGAUUUUGAAAAGAAUAAGAAGGAGGCUGAGAAGAAGAAGAAGUCAAAUAACAAUGCUGAGAUUGUUAAAGUUGUUGAGAAGGAGAAAAUCAGAAAAAGGAAGUUAAUAAUUCAUGACUCCGAUGAAGAAGAGGUUGUUCAAGAGGCUGUUAAUCAGCAGGAAGCUAUGGAGACCGUCAGAAGGAGAGAAAUCUCUCGCGGCAAAACAAAGGUUGUUGAAGAGCCGAAGGGUAAGAAGCAGAUGAAGCUUGAGGCUGUGGUCAAAGCUGUUCAGAAGGUAUCCAAAGGUAUACAUAUCUCUGAACCUGAUUCUACUUCCUCUUUUCGUUCAGAAGUUGCAUCAAUAGCGGUUGCCCCUAUCCCUGAACCAGAAACAGCCCCAUCAGAAUCACCUAUAAACAUCCAUGUUCUUACACCUCCAUCUUCUCCUGUAACCAUUCCUUCUUCUCCACCCACCAUCAAUCCUGUUUUGGAUAUACCACCCCUUCAAACUCUCUUUCCACCUCACACAAAUAUCUCCAUCUCUCAACCUCCUCCCCAUGCAAACUUUGAAUCCAUUCCUUCCACCUCUCAAAACAACCAAAGUGUUUCUGAUCUUCCAAACUCUGCAUCACAUGAGCAACUGCUCCGUUUCUGCAACUACACUCCAAAGCCUCGUCCUGAAGCUGAACUGGUUGUGUUAGAGUCUGAUAAUGAAGCAGAAUCUUCUUAUAGGUUGGAUAGAGAGCCUCAACCCUAUUCUGUCCCCAACCCUGUUUCUUCUCGAACCAUUAUAAAAUCCCGCCUAGUCUACCCUAUUGGUGUAACUUUUGAAAAGGUAAAGAGGAAUCUCAGAAGUAUCUUUGAUAUCCUCAGAAUUGCUGAAAGUUCUGGCUUGAAUAACGUCGCUAUGCGGAAGUUCUGGAGAAUCUUAUGCAGAGAAACAGAUGCUUACUUUAUAGAACUUCGGGAAGCUUGUGUAGAAGCUGCUCCACGGCCUCGUGGAAUUCUGAGAAGUUAUGAAGAGUUCUGGUUUGCUCGUCUCGGAGGGAGAUAUACCUUGGAAGAUAAGCAGUUUGUGGAUGAAUUGGAAGAAGUAAGACUUGCUGCUGCAAUGGAAGCUAACCCUUGCAGGGAAAUUGUGGUCUGGAGACCUCAAUAUCCUGUUCUGCUCGGAGACUUCAAGACUCUCUUUGACUUUCUGAGGGAAAACCCUUCUAAGAAAGACCCAAGCUUGGUCAUUCCAGAAGUUGUUGACCCACCAGAAGUUGAAGGUCCUUCUGCCCCUAGGAAUCUAGCUGCCAUUCUUCAGGCACUUGAGAAUGGAGAUUCUGAGAUUCCGGCUACAGAAUAUGAAGAUGCUUCUAUGCAAGAAGCAGAUGUAGAAGAUCGUGUUGCUGAAACAGUUCCUGUUGAGGAAAACCCUGCAAAUGAUCUAUCAAUGGAAGCUACAUAUCACAAUGCCAUCCCUGUGGAUAAAAGCUGUGAAGCUUCUUCUGAUGAACCUUCCCGUCUUGCAAGGACUCUGGAAGUUAUUCAGAAGAACCAGGAUGAGCAAAGCUCAAUCAAUGCUGAGUUUAGAGCUUUCAUGGAGAGGCAGAAUGAGCACAACAAUGGGGUUCAAGAUAUGCUGGCCAAGAUCUUGUCGAAGCUAGGGUCAUCUUAGUUUGAGUCUUAGUUGUUUUGUUUUCGUUUUUUGCUUUGCUGCAUCUGUUUUGUGCAUCUUCUCUUGCUUAUCCUCUUGUACUUCUGUACUUCUGUCUUUUUGAGCCUAAAUGAAAAUUAUCUUUUUCUUCCAUCUGUUUCCUUUUGUUUUUCAUCUGAAUCUUUUAUGUUUUUGAUGUUAUGACAAAAAGGGGGAGAAAUGUGAUAAAUGAUCUGAUUAAUAUUAUCAGUUACCGGGUAAAAAGGCCCCACAUUGCUAACAAAACUUGCAAAGUUCUAUGCUUUAAGUUUUGUUGUUGCAGGAAUUGAAGGUCCUCUUCAAGGAGAAGCAAUUCUAAAGAAUCAAGCUCUUGGAUUCUUGAAGCAAGCUGAGUGCUAUGAAGUUUCAGAAUCAGAAGCAAGAAGCAAGAAGGAAGAAUGUUCAGAUAUUCUGAUGAUAGAAUAUGCUCUGAAACAUUAUGUCCAUUUGUUCUGAUACAUAUUAUGUGGCUCUGAUACAUAUUAUGUGUUCUGACUCAUUCAUGCUGACUUUUGUCGAUUAGCUUUGUUCUGUAACAUUUCAGGAUGUAGAGAUGUGUUAUACCCCAAAAUUUGCCCGCAUCAUUUUUCAAGAAAACUCCAAUCUGAAAAUUAAGAGUCUCAUAUAAUCAUGGAUUUGACUUCAACAAAUAUCCUGACAUAUGAAAUACUUAGUUUUUAGAAUUUUUCUUAUACAGUAAUGUGGCUUGCAGUUGAAUUUAUUCUUACGCAAACGCCAAAUACUGUUUAUUACUUCACACAUGCUAUUUAUUUAUUUACAGAUAAAUAGUACUCACACAAUUGGUACAAAGUUAAAUCUUUUUGCAGGCGCAGAAUCAGGAAACUCAGACUGUACUGGUAACAGUCAGUUGACAGCCAAACUGCUGGCAGUACAAUUCUCAGUGAUUUGUACCAUCAAUCAAAUCAAUCUUUUGCAAUUCAAAAUUCCAAGAUUUUUGUUCUAGAAGUCUUCUGAAUAUCACGCGAUUAGCAGAGACUCAACACUGCACAAAAAUCAGGUACGCUUAACUGUCUCCUACAUAAACAGUCCCUGACUAGGGUUUUCUUGUUUUUACAGGAGAAACAAGUUUUUGAGACCUCAAAUGGAUUUCAUGCACAUCCAUACAUCUCAAAGUACCAUCAUACAAAUUUUCAAACUUCAAUUCACUCAGACGCACCGUCAGCAGCUCAAACAGUCAACAGACGAUCCGUUUGACCAAAAAGUCAACAGACAGUCAAAAAUGAAUUUUUUUUGUCAAAAUCCAUAUUUUGUCAAAGGAUUCAUCAUUUGAUCAUUGGAUGAUCAUAAUUCAUCAAGGAAAGAUCAAAAAUCAACAAAACCCUAAGAUUCAAAAUUAGGGUUUUUACCUGAAAAGUCAACUCAACUUUGACUGGUCAUAACUCUCUCAUCCUUCAUCCAUAAAAUUCAAACCAAAGCUCAUUUUGAAGGAAAUUCAAUUAUCUUUCAAAUGCCAUUGAUCCCAUGGUCAUUGGAUUCACCAUUUGAAAAAUAUGAUCAAAGACAUUACAGGUCAUUUUCAAAGUCAACAAAAAGAUACUUUUUUCAAAAGGACACACAAGGAGCAUCAAAAAUCAUUUUGACAUGAGACCAAAGGCAUUGGUUAAAGGACUCUUUGAGGUUUCCAAAAAGUGCAAGAUCUCCUUCAUAUGACAAAAAUUGAGGGAUUUACACCUUGUUGAAGUUGGCUAAAUUUUGGAAAAUGCAUAAAACCAACAUUGCUCAAAAAUGCAUUUUUUCCAAAAGGGGCCAAGUUUUCAUGGUUCAAACAUCAUUUCCAUAAUAUUAUGGGCCUCCCACGACCAAGACUAAGCCCAUAACAUUUUUCAUCCAUUUUUGCUUGAUUUUUUCUUAUUUUAAGAUUAAAUUAAAAGGAAAAAUGAAAGGAUAAUGGAUAGCUUGAAUUCCAAGCAUGACUCAUCAAUAUGACUCAUUCAACUCUGUCUCAAGGCAAAGUACAACAGAGGGAGAGAAGAAAAUCAAGCCAUAGUGGCUUAAAUGCCAAGCUACAUAUGUGGAAAAAGUCAAGAUUCUAGCAAAAGCACUUAUUGCUUUCUAGCUUUGAUUUUAAGCACCUCAAUGCUUAUAAAUAGACUCCAAUACUUCAGUAAUAUAGGGAGACAAGUUCAGAAACAAAGCCUUGCUCAUAACACACUUGUAACCACUUGGAACUUUUUGAAAGAAAUUCAAAAUUCGAAUUUUAGUUUCUAACUAGUUUCAGUUCAAACUAAGCAUUCAAACAUCAUCCUUGAACAUCAAUAAACGUAUCCCAAUCAAUUGCAAGCCUUGAAGCUCACUAAAUCGAGCUAUACAGGCCAUAAUUUGUUCGAACCUAAAUCAACUCGUAUCUGGUUAUUCACGCAUGCUUAACAAGAUGUAGACAUAUAUUUGAGUUUGGUUUGAUGUGUAGAUCAUUUCUGGAAACUUAAUUGAAGUUUGAACACGUAUACACGAAACUACCAUUUUAGGGUUCUUCAUCUCAAAAUUAGGGCUUUCCAAAUUAGGCAAAAUUACAAGUUCAAACAUGUCCCAUUGAAUUCGUAUGGACCAGACGAAUUCAACCAUGGCAUCGCGCCAGAUUUAUAUCACGUUUUACUUGUAUUCGCUAUUUUUUGCAGGUGUAAUAGGUGGGAGCUUUUACACCACCUGCAAACGCAAGGUGUAAAAGGGUGGUUCUGAUGAAGAAGAUGAUGCGUGGCUCCUCCCUAUUGGCCAGGGCGCGCGCGUUUUUUUUUUAAAAUAACUUCUGAUCCUGUGCUUUGCAGUCCACGCUUUUGCCAUGUGUCUCAAUUUAAUCACCUUCUGAUCCACUUGCCAGCUCAUCCUGCGUACCAGACACGCUAGCCCAUGAUAUAGACUCUCAAUCCAACCACACCUGAUCCGUAUCCUUUUAUUUUCUAUUUUAUUUUAAUUUUCUUUGUAAAAUUAAUUAAAAAUAGUUUCAAAAAUCCAAA